CUUCCGUCACAACCAAAAAGGUGGAUAAAUUAUCAUAUUUAUAUUAUUUAGAUCUUAGGCUUGAAACGCUCCCACACAUAUUUUUGUAGAAGUCUAGGCCUAGAUCUUGAUCUUAUAGAUCUAUCUGUAUUGUAGUGGUACUGAUUUUUGGACGUUAAGUUUCUUACCAGUGUAGACCAUGGAAAAAUCACCCAGAUCUCUAUUUAUUUCUCUUUUUGUUUGCGUUUUGUGUUUAACAACAAUCAUUCAAAGUGCCAAACCAGAAUCAGAAAACCAGGGAGCUUUAAAAAAUGACGGUAGUGGAAACGGUAAAUAUGAAGCAGUUGUUAAUAAAGAUCGCAAUGAAGAAGGCUCAAUAUUCUUUCAUCAUAAUUAUGAGUCAAUGGUCAGCUUAAUGACUGAAGUGAAUAAAGCCUGUCCAGAGAUAACAAGAAUUUACAAUCUCUCUGAGCCAUCAGUUGAGGGACGAAACUUAACUGUUUUAGAAAUAACAGAGAAUCCUGGAGUUCACAAGCCAGGAAAACCAGAAUUCAAAUAUGUAGGCAAUAUGCAUGGUAAUGAAGUUGUUGGAAAGGAAAUGCUUUUGUAUUUAAUGGUUGCUAUGUGUGAACUUUACAAGAAAGGAGAUGAGUUAACUAAUUUUAUUGUAAGCCAGACACGUGUUCAUAUUUUGCCAUCCAUGAAUCCCGAUGGUUGGGAGAAAGCUUACAAGGAAAUGCUGGAAACUGGAGAAGCAGGAUGGCUUACAGGAAGAUCAAAUGCUAAUAAUGUUGACUUGAACCGCAACUUCCCAGACUUAAAUGCUAAAGUGUAUGAGAAUGAACGAGAUCAUAAAGGCAGAAACAACCACCUAAUGAAAGUUGAAAAUGCUAUAGCUAAUGACAAAUCUCUGCAGCCAGAAACUAGAGCAGUUAUGCGUUGGCUAGCAAGUAUUGGAUUUGUUCUAUCUGCUAAUCUUCAUGGGGGUGAUCUAGUGGCCAACUAUCCUUAUGAUGAAACCAGAUCCGGAAAGAGCCAAGAGUACACUGCCUGUCCUGACGAUCAUACUUUUGUUUACCUGGCCAAGUCCUAUGCUUACUUUCAUAAAACUAUGGCAGAUGCUAACAGAAUACCCUGUGAUAAAGAAGGAGACAACAAACCUAUCACAAAUGGAGGUCUCUGGUAUUCUGUAGCCAAAGGCAUGCAGGACUACAACUACUUAAACACCAACUGUUUUGAGAUCACUCUGGAAUUGGGCUGUGACAAGUUCCCCAAAGCUUCAAAAUUACAAGAGCUUUGGCUAGACAAUGCUGCAGCUCUGUUUAACUACAUUCUACAGACGCAUGUUGGAGUUAAAGGAUUUGUCAAAUCUGUAAACAGUACACCAAUAGCCAAUGCUGAAAUAAAAGUCAACAAUCUGGCCUCUGGUCUGCCUAUAGAACAUGAUAUCUUGUCUUUGGAAGCUGGAGACUAUUAUCGACUACUGGCUGAUGGCUACUACAAAAUCUCUGCCAAGGCUGAAGGCUUCCACCCCUCUUUCCACUGUGUACACAUUGUGAACAACAUCAAUGUAGGAGAGUCUGGCAGCGAGCUGUCCCCUGCUCCUGAGCUGAACUUUUCUUUAGUUCCCAGCUCUCAGCCAGAACCUGAUCGUAGUCAAGAGCUUGAGACCUGUCAGGCACUGUGGGAAGAAGUUCAGGCCAAAACUCAACUAGAUGACAGGGAUCUGCUAGUGUCUGUUCUGUCCUACUUGGAUCCCACCACCAAGUGGUCAGCUCUGGCGGACAGGUUGACAACUGUACAGCUGUACUACUAUCUAGGUGAGGGGCUGAAAACUCUAAAACCUGACCAGAUGAGAGAGGUUCUGAAACUUUUACCAAGAGCUGUGCAAGAGCAGCUGGAUUUAGUCAUCACAGCCACAAUGGAAAAAGAGUAAAAAAUUAGUUAAUAAACUAUCAUUUUAAGGUCUUAGAAGUUUUAAGCAUUAAAAUAGGGUACCAAAUUUUAUUUCAUACGAUCACAUGGUUGAAAAUAUAAUGCAAGGACCAAAUUUAUUUCAUAAUAGUCACACACAAGAAAUAUACUAAUUUUACUCUGUAAUGAUCACACAAACUUAGCCGACAUUUAUGUUAUUCUUCUAAAACAUGAACAAAAAUAAUUUUUAUAACUUUUAUGUACUUUAAUUUCUACUUUUAAUUUUAAUAGCUUUAUAAGUUUGUUUGCAAAUUUUAUAUAUUAUACUACAUUUGAACAAGUUUGUUGAAGAAAAUGCCUGUGAACUACCAGUGAGAUGGAACAGCACACAAUUUUUUAAUAGUUAAAAACCUCACAGACACCCAGAUUAAUUAAAAGAAGUUAUUAAUGUCUUAAGUUAUUAUUAUAACUUACAAUUAGAUUUUAAAUUCACAGAAAAUUAUUAUUUUAUUUUACACAUUGCCCUUUUUAAUUAAAAUUUCACAGAAAGUUAUUAUUUUAUUUUACACAUUGCCCUAGCUAAUGGCUGUAAUCAUUGAUGUUACCUUUAGAAUAGGUAUUGUAAUUUAUACUUUUUAAAAAUAUUUUCAGAGUUAAACUGAAAUUUAUAUUUUAACCCUGAUACUGGUACCUUUAACUGUGGACAUUGAAAUAACUGUUGUAUGUACUUUUUCCACACUCUAAUCGUAGAGCCACUUGCAUAAUAAAUAGAGUCCUAUUUGUUUACUGAGAGUUGUUUUAGGAUCAGGAGCCACAUGUUGCCAACUUCUGCACAAAAAAUAAUCUAAACUAAUUAAUGUGCAAUGUUUAAUGAAACUACAGCAGUAUAUGAUAUAUUAUUAUUAUAUUAUAAAAUGUAUUCAGUCCCUCUUGCUGUUGUCUGGUCCAAUAUGUGUGAUGUGUUAGCUGUUUACAGUACUUUAGUAAUGUACUUUUUCUCUAUCUGCUACUUAUAAUAAAUCAAAAGCGGUGAAUGAAUUACAGACAUUCUACAACAUUUGUCAAAAAAAUUAGAUCACAAUUUUUCUCAUUAUGGACCAGCUAGGGCAUGACUUUUUCUUGUUCCAAAUUUAAUAUAUCUUACAAAAACUGUUCCACGUAGCAAUAAUGGUUUAGUGAUCUCAAGAGUUUUGACUUAUACAAUUUCUUGCUUAAUUUAAUGUAAAUCAUAUACACAAAAAAUCUAUUUUUCAAUUUACAUCUAUAGAAAUGUGUAGUUUUAUUUUGUGUCUGUAAGAAGUAUUGUUAUUUUCUGAUCAGUACAGCAUUUAUCUUUUAUAAAUAUUUAUUUUACAUGCAUUUGUUUUCUUCAAACAAAAAAUUGUGAUAACUUUUAUGUGCAAUACUAAUGGAAAUUUUUAAAAAAUAUGUUCAUUUUACAUUGUAAUGGAAAUUUAAAAAAAAAUGUUCAUUUUACUUUGCAAUUUAUAAUGUUACAAUAAUAAGUUGAAACAAAAUCCAAUCAAAAUAGAAUUCCAGUAUCCAUUCCAAGUACUUUUUUUGUUUGUCUAUACACAUUUUUCAUCAAGGCAAACUAUAUAUUGCAUUCCCAUGAAGUUUAUUUUAAAGGGUUUUUAAUGAUUUUAUUAUAAAAGAUCUGCUUUGUGUUUUUAAUCAGUUAUGUUAAACAUUUUAGUUUUAAAAAGGAAAGGAAUUUUGUUGUUUAUAAAUUAUAGUUCAGGGUAUCCAGCAAAUUAUUGUGUUGUGAUUUUUGUGAUAUUGGUGUAUUCUUUUCAAUCAAUCCACCAGUGUACUCAGUACUCACACAGAAGAAUAAAAGCUUAUUUUAAAAUCA
Molecule: messenger RNA, 3748 nt
Organism: Physella acuta
Lineage: Eukaryota; Metazoa; Mollusca; Gastropoda; Physidae
Product: carboxypeptidase E-like
Biological process (GO): peptide metabolic process; protein processing
Molecular function (GO): metallocarboxypeptidase activity; zinc ion binding
Source: RefSeq, a predicted model, not a curated record